Molecule: messenger RNA, 4659 nt
Organism: Pectinophora gossypiella (pink bollworm)
Lineage: Eukaryota; Metazoa; Arthropoda; Insecta; Lepidoptera; Gelechiidae
Gene: Lac
Product: lachesin
Exons: 10
Coding region: 74-1180 (368 amino acids)
Cellular component (GO): neuron projection
Source: RefSeq, a predicted model, not a curated record
UUCAAUCAAACGGAACGAAUGAAUUGAAGUCAAACAAAAGUUUUGAGGUGUGGCGAAGCGUUGUGUGUUAGCGAUGGCUUUUAUAAAUAUCGAAACUUUUGCUGUAAUACUAUGUUUAUCCUCCAUAGCGCUGGGCCAGCGGACGCCCACGAUCUCGCACAUAACCCAGGAACAGAUCCGGGACAUCGGAGGCCAGGUCGACCUGGACUGCUCCGUGCACUAUGCCCAGGAUUACCCCGUGCUAUGGGUGAAGUAUGACCGUCAGAAGUCAACGGAGUCUCUCCCGCUAUCCACCAACUCCGGGCUCAUCAUCAGGGAUUCCAGAUUCUCCCUCCGGUUUGAUGAUGCUUCGGCCACGUAUACACUUUCGAUUAAGGACAUCCAGGAGACGGACUCGGGCUGGUACCAGUGCCAGGUGAUCAUCUCGGUCAGCAACAAGAUCACGGCGGAAGUCGAGCUGCAGGUGCGCCGCCCGCCCAUCAUAUCCGACAACUCCACGCGCUCCGUCGUUUCCAGCGAGGGGGAGACUACUCAAAUGGAGUGUUACGCCGGCGGAUUCCCGUCGCCCAAGAUAUCAUGGCGCCGCGAGAACAACGCUAUCCUGCCCACAGGUGGCUCCAUCUACAGAGGCAACAUCCUGAAGAUAGCGUCUGUCCACAAGGAGGACCGCGGCACUUACUAUUGCGUAGCGGAGAACGGUGUAGGCAAGGGAGCGAGAAGGAACAUCAACUUGGAAGUGGAAUUUGCGCCUGUGGUAACCGUGCCCCGCCCGAGACUCGGUCAGGCUCUACAAUAUGACAUGGACAUCGAGUGCCACGUGGAGGCGUACCCGCCCCCCGCCAUCACCUGGCUCAAGGACGAAGUGCAGCUGUCCAACAACCAACAUUACAGAAUCUCCCACUUCGCGACGGCAGACGAGUUCACUGACACGACACUACGCGUGAUCACCAUAGAGAAGCGGCAGUACGGUUUGUUCACCUGUAAGGCGCAGAACAAACUUGGCACCGAUGAGGGCACAGUCGAGUUAUUUGAGACCAUCAUCCCGGUGUGUCCCCCCGCGUGCGGGCAGGCGCGCUACGGCGGCGCGGCCUCGUUGGCGCCCUCCGCCAGCACCCUCGUCGCCCUGCUGGCCAUAUACCUCGGGUACGCUGUUAGGAGAAUCGCCAAUUCCCGACAUUAACUACUCAGGCCUUCGGCUCGACCCACUUAUAUACGGAGAUGUCUACAGCGCCGCGACAGCGACACAUAUCGACUUCAUAUUUAUAUUUCUAAUGGCAACACUUAUUUCGGCCUAAUGUUACCAUCCUUUAAGAACAAAGUGUGAAAUCUGCCGAAUUUCAACUCUAAAAAUGAAUCUCAUUUGACUGAAAUUAUACUUUUGUAAUGUCCAUAGGUAAGGAUAUUAACAAGUAGUUACGUUAUUCACCGGGUGAGAGCCCUCAGCGCUCCCCAUUUGUCCGGCCAAGUAGUUAAUGCCAUCUGCGGCAUAUCUACAAUAAGUCACGUUAAAAAAGAAACAAAUUUAAAUGUGAAACGUUCAAUUAUGAUAAAAUUAGAUUAUCAAAAGUCUGGUACUCACUGCAGCUUGUCAAGCCGGGACGAGCGUGUUAACCCACUUGAACAUUACAUUUUGCAUGGUAUAAGAAAAUCUCAAUGCAAUGGUAUGCUCAAAAGUGACAGCUAACAUUUCAAGGUUAGCCCAGCUGACGUCAUCCCACCCUGUGUUGCCAUUUCGUAAAAAAGAAAUUACCCACGACCAAUGUUUCUAAUUUACUUUGCAAGCCAAUUUCGAACUUUUAGUAAAAUACUUUACUUACAGUUUUAAUGAUUUCUAUAUAUGUGACAAGUAAUAGUUAGCUAUGUUAUAUAUUUUAUUAACAUUGUUACUAUUACAUAGCAAAUCUAAUAAAGUACCUCAUAUUCAAUAUGGCCAAUAUUUUAUAUUUUCAUAAAUGCACAUUGUAAAUUAAAUAUGUCAUGUGUCAUUAUUAAUAAAGAGAGAUUCCUUCUUGAGAUAAUUAUGUUAAAAAAGUAAUAAUUAUUAAAUACAUUAGUCAGUAAUUCCCUUAAUUUUCAGUAAUAAAAUUUACGUCCUUGGAGAUACCAAUUUAAGGGUAACACAGUGGUAACACUUACGUCAUCAAAGGGCUCGCAAUGGCGGCUUGUCAUUGGAUUGAGCAUACCUGGCGGCUUAGCACCGUAAGCGCGCGACUCUCUCGCCUCGACAUACGUCACCCGUCACUCUCUCACAGUACUGCACAGAAAGAGACAGACGAUCUCUGUCGCGGCGAGAAAGAGUCGCGUGCUUACGGUGCUAGGCCCGCUGGUUUUCUUAUACAUAACAAGACAUUUUGCAUUUACACUUUGUUGGUGGGGCGUGCAGUAUCCUAAGGAGAUAUGACCCAAGUGAUGUGAUGAGAGAGAAUCGAGUAGUUUUCGUAAAAUAUAAUUGUAUAUAAAAUAGUGCCGAUUCCAGUACAAACCAUCUAAUUUUAUUUCAAGUUAUACCUGUCAUUUUCUUAUCCACCGAAAAGGAAAGCGACGGGUAAUCGACAGGAAUAACAUUAUGGAACACACGUAAAUUUUACGCAGAAAUAUAAAAAAGCCCUUCCAAAAUUUUAUAUUGGCCAAUAACGCGAAAGAAUUAAGUUGACAGCACUCGUCAAUCGGAUUGCAUAUGAAAUUUAUUCGCCCGGGUUAUUCUUUCAUUAUAAAACUAACAGUUGUCGAUCAUCCGUCCCUUUCCUUUUCGGUGGAUAAGAAAAUGACAGGUAUAACUUAAAUUUAGAAGGAGUCUGCAGGAAUCGGAGUCAAUAUGUCGUUGUAGUAAACGAGAUGUCAGCUAGAAAGUUUCCAUAAAAACCUAAUAGGAAAGUAGGGUUAGCGCAAAUGGAUUAAAGCCUUUUGUAUGUACUAUGUAAGUCUGUGUUAACCCUUUGUCAGUGAGUGAAAUGUGUGUAAGUUUUAAUAUUUUUAUACAAAUGGAAUAGUAGAUCUGAUACAAGUAGUUAUAAGCAGUAAUGUGUCGUUCUCAGGAAUGUUCCCACUUUGGCAGUAAAAAGGCGCGAAACUUAUGUAAAUUAGCUUUCUUACUCAACCUAGGCGGAUUCUUCCUUCUAUCGUGUGGGUUGUGAGGUGAAUUACCAACCCCAUCAACCCUGGUGUCAGGGUUACCAUUGAGCCGCCAAAGGCCUCUGACAUGGCUCAUGUAACGACUACUUACUUACGUCAGAAGUAGUAACCGGGACCAACGGCUUAACGUGCCUUCCGAAGCACGGAUCAUCUUUUUGGAAAGUCAGGUGAUCAGCCUGUAAUGUCCUAACCAAACUAGGGAUCACAAAGUGCUUGUGAUUAUGUCCCCACCGGGAUUCGAACCCGGGACCUCCGGAUCGUGAGCCCAACGCUCAACCACCGGACUUGAGGCCGUCACGGAACCUAGGCAGAUAAGACCAGAGUCUACCAGAGUACAAGAAAUAACAAUUUGGGAAAGAAAAGCAACCAAUCUCCUUACUAUUAAAAGAGUUUUAACAACGGGAACAUUCCUAUAAACGGCAAAUCACUAUAGUUAUAAGCUUAGGACAAUGUUAAAUUUGUAUGUAUGUUUAAAAAACCCAAAAUCGACUUACACGUAUCACGACCUACGCCAAUCGAUGAGUUACAAUGAGUUAUUAAACCAGUGAAUGUAAGGUUAUGUAAUAAAAAUGUAAAAUAUAUACUCGACAAGGCUAGUUUCAAACUAGUCAAAUCAGUUACUUUUUAUUAAACGUCAAAACACUAAAUUACUGUGGAAUUUGUAUGAAAUAGCACACUGUGAUGUCAUAGAAGAACGUGAUAAAAUGACGGACUUUUACGUUUUUCUUGAUUAAAAUUCAUAAAUAAGUUAGAAAGACAUGCUAAUCUAGAAUUCGAAGAUGAAAAAUCAAUCUCAUUUUACUUUUUAACGUAUUUUCGAAUUUCAUUUACGAAUUAAGUAACAAUGAGUACGACGUUUGACCGCUUUUAUUGAUGACGUCACAGGACAGUAUUUCCAUACAAACUCCGAAGAAAACUUUCGUUUUGACGUUUCGUAAAAAGUAUCUCAUUUGACUAGGUUGUAAAGUAGCCUAUUCAUAAGUUAUAAUGAAUUUAAACCGCAUGAGUUCAAUGCGUGUUACUGACUCUGAUUUUAUAACACAUUAUUAUGACUCGUUGAUGGGGGACUUUUAGGCUACGUUAUUCAAAAACAGUAUAGAUGGCACUGUACAGAUUUCCCUUCGUUUAACCUGCUAAUUUCAUGGAUACCAGACAUUAUGCAUCUUUUAUCUUUGACUAGCUUUUGCCCGCGACAUCGUCCGCGUGGCGUGUUAUAAAAGAGAGAUAUUUUUCAUACAAAAGGAUUUUCCCGCUAAUUCCCGUUCCCGUGGGAAUUUCGGGUAUUCCUUUCUUAGUGCACCUCUACGGUGCCUAAGCUACGUCCCAUCCAAAUUUCAAGUGCCUACGUUUAGCCGUUUAGGCUGUGCGUUGAUAUGUCAGUCAGUCAGUUUCUCCUUUUAUAUAUUUAGAUUUGGGUAUAAGUGAUGACCCUUUUUAGCACACCCAAGCACAAUUACAACUUCCCAUUAUUAUUCUAAUCAAAAUAAAGAGAAGCAAUAUAGGUAGCAACAUAAUUGUAUACAUAAU